Messenger RNA from Nasonia vitripennis (jewel wasp), 1719 nucleotides. It is a transcript of the gene Dus1, whose product is annotated as tRNA-dihydrouridine(16/17) synthase [NAD(P)(+)]-like. The record is from RefSeq and is a predicted model, not a curated record. Gene Ontology annotation, biological process: tRNA processing. Lineage: Eukaryota; Metazoa; Arthropoda; Insecta; Hymenoptera; Pteromalidae. The coding region runs from base 148 to 1581 and encodes 477 amino acids. The transcript is spliced from 9 exons. Gene Ontology annotation, molecular function: tRNA dihydrouridine synthase activity; flavin adenine dinucleotide binding.
UAAAACUACGUCAGCUAUGUAUACGUCGAAGAGAUAAUAAAAAAGUUUUAGUGCAGCUUUCUGCACAUUUGUGUUUAUAUUGUUACAAUUUUUGAUUGUUGAAUUUUUGUCGACAGCCGGAGCUGCUCCGUGAAUUAGCAAAAAACAAUGGGCUCAGUAGAAGAGCUGGAUAAGGAGGAUAAAGAGGAGACGAAAGAGGAGGUAAAUGUCUGGAGCGACGUGCUGGGCUCACCUCGUUACGUCGUGGCGCCAAUGGUAGACGCGAGCGAAUUGGCUUGGAGACUGCUGAGUCGAAGACACGGCGCCCAGCUAUGCUACACGCCGAUGCUGCACUCGUCGGUCUUCUGCAGAGAUCCCAAGUACCGGGCUGAAGCCCUCGCAAGCACACCCGAGGAUCGGCCGCUGAUCGUUCAGUUUUGCGGAAACGAUCCAGAGACAUUGCUGAACGCAGCCCUUUUAGCGGAGCCCUAUUGCGACGCGAUCGAUAUAAAUAUCGGUUGUCCGCAGGCUAUUGCGAAAAGAGGUCACUACGGAGCUUUUUUACAAGACGACUGGGAGCUUUUGAAAGAAAUCGUGUCGAAGAUGAGCCAAGGAGUUAAGAUUCCCAUUACGUGCAAACUCCGCGUUUUUCCUGAUAUCAAUAAGACGAUUGAAUACGCCAAGAUGCUAGAGGCUGCAGGGGCUAAGAUACUUACUGUGCACGGACGAACUAGAGAGCAAAAGGGACCACUCACGGGUUUAGCAUCGUGGGAACAUAUAUGCGCUGUUAGGCGGUCUGUUAAAGUACCAGUAUUUGCGAACGGUAACAUCCAGUGCAUACAAGACGUAGAAAAGUGUAUAGAAGAAACAGGCGUCCAAGGCGUCAUGUCAGCCGAGGGCAAUCUCUACAACCCGCAUAUUUUUGAGGGCGGGUAUCCACCCUGUUGGGAGCCUGCGACGGAGUACCUCGACCUUCUUGACAUUCAUCCGGCGCCGUCAUCCUAUAUUCGGGGUCACCUCUUCAAACUCUUCCAACACAUAUUUCUUUUACCAGAAAACGCAAACGAGAGGACGCAUCUGGCUCAAAACUCGACGAUGGAAUCAUUCCGUAGCGUUGUGCAAGCGCUAAAAGACAAGUACUUGCCUUACCACGAGGGUCAUCUGAUUUGGCGUCGAGAGAACGAAGAUUAUAAUUUAGAGCUUCCGCCGUGGUUGUGCCAACCAUACGUACGGGAUAGUCCAGAAGUGCAUGUUAGCAAAGUAGAAGCAAAAAGAGUACAAACGGAAACUUCGGCUGAGAAGAGGGACUACAAAGAUGAAGAUGGAAACGAAAUAUCGAGGAAACGAUUAAAAAAAUUAAGACGCAUAGCUCGGAGACCAAACAAACCACAAGUACGUGUUAAACGAGGCUCAAAUUUAUGUGAUAAUUGUCCAAACCCACUAGGUUCCAAAUGUGAAUACCAAUUGUGCCGACAGUGUUGUCGAAAUAAAUGUUACACGGAAAAUUUAGAUUGUAGUGGCCACAGAAAUUUGACUAAAACCAGAAGAAAAAUGGCAAUAGAUUUUGCUAUGCAGAGAAAAAACGGAGAGAACGCGAGUUGACACUUUGAGAUUUUAAUUGUUACAAUAAAUAUCUGUAAAUAAUGUUUAUACAUCUAUUAAUCUAUUUUUUUAUCUGCAUUAGUUCCAUUUAAAAUUCUGAUUAUUUUUUGCUAAAGUAAAAUUUUGUUUAACUUAAAA